GAGCGCCCACGCUGACGUUCCCCUUCCAUUUCCAGCUUUUUAAGCAGCAUCUGCCCCACUGAACCACCGAGGUCAUGGGCGAACACACCCCAGCGCCGCGCCGCGCCCCCCUCCGCGCCCUUGCCCAGGCGGAGGCGGCCGACGCGCCUGCGUGCGCACUUAGUAUAAAUAGGUCCCAGGCGGCGGCCACUGGGUAGAACCGGGCAGCGGGCGCCGCGGGCCAUGGCGGGCGAGGACCACCAGUGGCAGGGCAGCAUCCUCUACAACAUGCUUAUGAGCGCGAAGCAAACGCACGCGGCUCCCGAGGCACCCGAGGCACGGCUGGGGGGUCCGUGCUGGGGCUGCUCGUGUGGCACUGAGCCCCGGGUGGGCAGAGAGGGGCUGCUGGGUGGGCGGGCCGUGGCGCUCCUGUACCGCUGCUGUUUUUGCGGUGAAGACCACCCGCGCCAGGGCAGCAUCCUCUACAACAUGCUUACGAGCGCAAAGCAAAUGUACGCGGCUCCGGAGGCGCCCGAGGCGCGGCUGGGGGGUCCUUGCUGGGGUUGUUCGUGCGGAGCUGAGCCCGGGAUGGGCAGAGAGGGGACUCAGGGCGGGCGAGCCGUGGCGCUCCUGUACCGCUGCUGCUUUUGUGGCGAAGACCACCCGCGACAGGGCAGCAUCCUCUACAGCUUGCUCACGAGUGCAAAGCAAACGCACGUGGCUCCGGAAGCGCCCGAGGCACGACCACAGAGCGCGUGGUGGGAACGCUCCCACUGCGCUCAGAGGCUGGGGGGCAGAGAGGGGAUACCAGGCGGGCGGGCCGAGGCGCUCCCGUACCGCUGCUGCUUUUGCGGCGAAGACCACCCGCGGCCGGGCAGCAUACGCUACAGCUUGCCCACGAGCGCAAAUCAAACCCGCGCGACUCCAGAGGAGCAGCCGGGGGCCCCCUGGUGGGACAUCUCGUGUGGUGCGCAGCGUCCGGUGGCACUCAAGAGUCCACAGGUGGUCUGCGAGGCAGCCUCAGCGGGCCUGUUGAAGACGCUGCGCUUCGUCAAGUACUUGCCCUGCUUCCAGGUGCUGCCCCUGGACCAGCAACUGGUGCUGGUGCGCAGCUGUUGGGCGCCCCUGCUCAUGCUUGAGCUGGCCCAGGAUCGCUUGCACUUCGAGACCGUGGAGACCUCGGAGCCCAGCAUGCUGCAGAGGAUCCUCACCACCAGGCGGCGGGAGACCGCGGGCGACCAGCCACUGUCCCUGUCCACGCAGCAGUCACAUUUGGCACCGCCGCCGCCGGAGGUCGCGCAGUUGCCCUCUGCCGCCCAGGUCCAAGCCAUCAAGUGCUUCCUUGCCAAGUGCUGGAGUCUGGACAUCAGCACCAAGGAGUAUGCCUACCUCAAGGGGACCGUGCUCUUUAACCCGGACCUGCCAGGCCUGCAGUGUGUGAAGUACAUUCAGGGACUUCAGUGGGGAACUCAGCAGAUACUCAAUGAACACGUCAGGAUGACGCACAGAGGGCACCAGGCCAGAUUCGCUGAACUGAAUAGUGCCCUUUUCCUGCUGAGAUUCAUCAAUGCCAAUGUCAUCUCUGAACUGUUCUUCAGGCCCAUCAUUGGCACAGUCAGCAUGGAUGAUAUGAUGCUGGAAAUGCUCUGUGCAAAGAUAUGAAGGCAUGUGGGCCACAUGAGUAUAGUUCACCAUGAAGGAGAAAUAGAGUGCUGUGGGCAAAAGUGUGUAAGAUAUUGUAUAAUAAACUUUCUUAUUAUUUUUA
Carlito syrichta (Philippine tarsier) is the source of this 1744-nucleotide messenger RNA. It is a transcript of the gene NR0B1, whose product is annotated as nuclear receptor subfamily 0 group B member 1. Bases 223 to 1641 code for a protein of 472 amino acids. Lineage: Eukaryota; Metazoa; Chordata; Mammalia; Primates; Tarsiidae. The transcript has 2 exons. Gene Ontology annotation, cellular component: cytoplasm; nucleus. Gene Ontology annotation, molecular function: transcription factor binding; transcription corepressor activity. The record is from RefSeq and is a predicted model, not a curated record. Gene Ontology annotation, biological process: negative regulation of transcription by RNA polymerase II.